Messenger RNA from Lentinula edodes (shiitake mushroom), 696 nucleotides. RefSeq lists its product as uncharacterized. The record is from RefSeq and is a predicted model, not a curated record. NCBI's taxonomy places the organism in Eukaryota, Fungi, Basidiomycota, Agaricomycetes, Agaricales, Omphalotaceae. The annotation marks the transcript as partial. The transcript has 2 exons.
AUGGGGAACAAGUUGUCCGUGAAAAUACGUCAGCGGGUAAGGACUUUCAAAGUCAAUAUUGAGGAGUGCUUUGACUUGUGUAACUCGCUUGUUCCAGCCAACUAUGACUAUCGUUUAAAAUACCCUCAGGACAAGCGAUACCACGAGUUAGACGAGGAAGCUCGGGUGUGGUGGGUAUACCUCGAUGAAGCCGCAGCUUUUGACAAUGAUAUGGUUGGGGAGCUUGGUGAUAGCCUUGACAUCUUGCUUGUUUUUGCAGGUCUUUUUUCGGCCGUCCUGACUACUUUCGUUGCACAAACCUCCCAGUCGUUAUCUCAAGACUACUCGCAACUUUCAUCGUCAUAUCUGAGCGAGCUCACUGCAUUGAUGCGGACUGGUUCAAACAUGACUGCACUUUCUAAUGUUCCCACAACCAACACAUCCUUCUCUCCAGCAAUUAGUGAUUUGUGGGUCAAUGGACUCUGGUUCACUAGUCUCUCGAUUGCACUCACCGUGGCACUUUUUGCAGUACUUGCAAAGCAAUGGCUCCGACAGUACAUGUCAAUUAUCACAGGUACUCCUCGUCAACGAGUAUUUAUCCGUCAAUUUCGCCUUGAUGGGCUCAUAAAAUGGCGUGUUCAGACCAUUAUUGGUCUUUUGCCUGUUCUCCUUCAUAUUUCUCUUAUUCUAUUUCUUGCGGGUCUUGUCAUUUUCCUU